AUGCUCGAAACACUCAGCAACCUCCUCUUCGAUAUCCAAUACGGACCCCACAAGAGGAAAGUCACGGAGUAUCUCCGCAAUGCGACACAAGAGUCCGUCCUCGAAGACCUCCACCGCGCCCUAUCGCGACGGAUAAAUGAGAUCAAGGAUCCCCGGGGAGUGUUUGAUGCUUUUUGCGUUGAGGGGUCUGAUGGAUGGAAGUAUUGGACCCUCCAAAGCCUAACAUCGCACAUCCGACACAACCACCCAUCCACCACAUUCCCCUCCUCCACCGUCUCCCUCCUCUGGCGAACCUUCUACUUCCACGCCUACCACCCGUUCCCCUUCUCCUUUGCACCCACUCGCAACGAGACCAACCCCACAGACUCAGACUCAGACUCAGACUCCCGCCGAAUCAACGAACCCGCCUUCCAACGCGCCGUAGCGCUGCUCGUCCACCGCGGAACAGAGCUCUUAGGCACGCAGGAUGAGGACGAUUAUUUCUGGCGGGAUGAGGGGGAUUAUAGCAGGAGGGUUGGAGUGCGGGUGUUGAGGAGCAUUGGUCGGACAGGCUCCGUGUCUGAUUGUUCAUCAUCGGGGGAGAUAGGGUUAGAGAAAGAGAGAGGGCGGUCAGCUGAGGGAGAGGGUGAGACGGGCGUGGUAGAAGACGUGAUGGAUGUUCUGGCCACGACGCAGCCGUAUUCUGUGAAGGUGGCGCCGGACGGGCACGUGCUGGGUGCUGUUGCGAGGAGGUUACUGGGUUCGGGUCGGGGAUUGGAUCUGAAUGUGCCUAUUGUGCCGCUGGGGUGUUGUGUUACGGGGGAGGAUUUGGUGGCUUUGGUGGAGUUGGUGAGGCGGGUGAGAGUUUGGAGGUCUGACCAGAGGUCUUGGACUUGUUUUGGGGCGUUUGAAGAGGAGGGGCAGGGGAAGAGGAUGGGCACAGUUCUUGGUGGUGGGCUGGUUCGAAAUGGUGUGUAUUCGCUAUCUGAUGAACAUGAACUUGUUCUCCGAGUGCAGGAGCUGUUGCCAGAUCUAGAACUGAGAUUCCAUCAGCUUUGGGGCGUUUUGUUCCACCCAGAGAUGUUGCCAAAUGAUUCAUUGACGCGGGUGGCUGCUGAACAUCCUCAGGCGUCGCAUGAGGAAUGA
Aspergillus heteromorphus CBS 117.55 is the source of this 1125-nucleotide messenger RNA. RefSeq lists its product as uncharacterized. The record is from RefSeq and is a predicted model, not a curated record. NCBI's taxonomy places the organism in Eukaryota, Fungi, Ascomycota, Eurotiomycetes, Eurotiales, Aspergillaceae. The coding region runs from base 1 to 1125 and encodes 374 amino acids. The transcript has 4 exons.